Molecule: messenger RNA, 262 nt
Organism: Staurois parvus
Lineage: Eukaryota; Metazoa; Chordata; Amphibia; Anura; Ranidae
Source: the annotation of a GenBank genome assembly
AGUGUAGCCCCAGCAGCGCCACCUGUCAGUGCUCAUCAGUGCCUUGUGUCAGUGCCCAUCAGUGCCACCCAUCAGUGCCAGCCAGUGCCACCUAUCAAUGCCAAUCAGUGCCACCUAUCAGUGCUGCCAAUCAGUGCCGCCUAUCAGUGCCAGUCAGUGCCGCCUAUCAGUGCUCAGUGCUGCCUAUCAGUGCUGCCUAUCAGUGCCAUGUAUCAGUGAUGCCUUUCAGUGCCCAUCAGUGAUGCCUGUCAAUGCCCAUCAG